Molecule: messenger RNA, 624 nt
Organism: Paramuricea clavata
Lineage: Eukaryota; Metazoa; Cnidaria; Anthozoa; Malacalcyonacea; Plexauridae
Source: the annotation of a GenBank genome assembly
AAAGCCUUUGAUACUGUUGAUCAGCAAAUUCUGCUGAACAAAUUAGAGCUCUAUGGAAUAAAAGAACAAGCUCUAACUUUGCUCAAAUCCUAUCUCACAAACAGAAACCAGAAGUGCCAAAUAAAAAACUCAUUUUCAUCUGAGCGCUUGAUUAAAUGUGGUGUACCACAAGGCUCUAUAUUAGGGCCAUUAUUCUUUUUGUUGUACAUCAAUGAUUUGCCACAUUGUCUAAACAAAACAAAACCGCGGUUGUUUGCUGAUGACACAAAUUUGACUGCUUCAGCAAAUUCUAUGACUGACCUAGAGACUGCAGUAAAUUCUGAUUUAGAGAACCUUAGAAAAUGGUUAAUAGCCAAUAAACUUAGCCUCAAUGUAGCUAAGACAGAGUUUAUGUUGAUUGGCUCUAAACCUAUGAUCAAAAAUAUUUCUGAUUCCUGCCCAAAUGUUUACAUUGAAAAUAUACAAAUUAAACAAGUUCAUGAAUGCAAAACUCUAGGAGUAACAAUUGACCAGCAUUUAUCUUGGAAAAUUAAUACCGAAAAUAUAUUUGCAAAAAAGUUACAGCAGGAAUCUGUGCUAUUCGUCGGAUCAAACCAUUUGUUGAUCAAGAUACACUUAUUUUGA